AUGGCAUCCAAGUGUGUGCACAAAGGUUGCGGGAAGGAGUUCACCGACCCCGAGGAGCCCUGCGUUUAUCAUCCUGGGCCACCGGUGUUCCACGAGGGUCAGAAGGGCUGGAAAUGCUGCAAACCCCGCGUUCUCACCUUCGAAGAAUUCCUCUCCAUCCCACCCUGCACGACAGCCAAACACUCCACCAUCGACGAUACCCCAGCCCCCGAGCCAUCCAAAACCCCAGCCCCCGAAGCCUCGACUACGCCCGUGACCGCGUCGCUGCCUGAACGCGGCGUCAAGCCCAUCCAUUCGCCCGCACUUGCCCCGCCUUCGAAUCCGCCCUCCCCCGCGCCCGCCCAAGACGAGACCGAGUUCUCGGACGACGACAGCCUCGAGAUCCCUGCGAACGCGACCUGUCGGCGGAGAGGCUGCAAUGCUACCUACGAGGGCCCUGCGGCGUCUCGCGACGCUGAGACCUGUGUUCAUCAUCCCGGACAGCCGGUGUUCCAUGAGGGUAGCAAGGGCUGGUCGUGCUGCAAGAAGCGGGUGUUGGAGUUUGAUGAGUUCUUGAAGAUUCAAGGGUGUAAGGACCGACGGAGGCAUUUGUUCGUGGGGAAGGGGAAGCCGCCGGGCGAGGAGAAGGUGGACACUGUGAGGAACGAUUUCUACCAAACCGCCUCCUCCGUCAACGUCUCGCUCUACCUGAAGAAGAUUGACAAGACUAGGGCCAAGGUUGAGUUCUCCGCGAACUCCAUCGCCUUCGACCUGCCGACGACCGACAACAAACGGUACACCGACACCUACUCGCUGUUCGCGCCGAUCGACGCCGACAAGUCGCAGUCCCGCGUGCUGGGCACUAAGCUCGAGCUGACCCUGGUCAAGGCGGACGGAACCAGCUGGCCGGUGCUGCGCAGCGACGAUAAGUGGUCCGGGGAGAGAAUUCAGAUUGGUAAUGCUGGACGGGCUUGA
Molecule: messenger RNA, 954 nt
Organism: Aspergillus affinis
Lineage: Eukaryota; Fungi; Ascomycota; Eurotiomycetes; Eurotiales; Aspergillaceae
Product: cysteine and histidine-rich domain-containing protein
Exons: 3
Coding region: 1-954 (317 amino acids)
Source: RefSeq, a predicted model, not a curated record